Messenger RNA from Monodelphis domestica (gray short-tailed opossum), 5819 nucleotides. It is a transcript of the gene KIT, whose product is annotated as KIT proto-oncogene, receptor tyrosine kinase. Lineage: Eukaryota; Metazoa; Chordata; Mammalia; Didelphimorphia; Didelphidae. Gene Ontology annotation, cellular component: signaling receptor complex; plasma membrane. The record is from RefSeq and is a predicted model, not a curated record. Gene Ontology annotation, molecular function: transmembrane receptor protein tyrosine kinase activity; cytokine binding; growth factor binding. Gene Ontology annotation, biological process: positive regulation of receptor signaling pathway via JAK-STAT; hematopoietic progenitor cell differentiation; multicellular organism development.
GGGUCCCUAUUCACAGCCUCCCGGACCGCUCGCCCCAGCCCGGGAGGCUAGCAGCCUUUAUUGUCUGAGGGAGCACCUGCCAGGUGGAGGCACCCGCCCAGCCAAAGCGGCCGCGGCGACUGCUAUUUAGCAGGUGGUGCUGGGCAGGGCGACUGGCUUCACAAAGCGCUGGAGCAGCGCAGUAUUAGUCCGGUAAACACCUCCGGCGUCCCGACUACAUCCCAGGGGAGGAAAGGUGAAGUCUGCCCACGGGGCACGGGCUGGCAGGGAGAGGAGGCGGUGGCGGACUUGUGACCUCCUCCAGGAUCGGGAGGGUGCCCAUCUAGGGACAGAGAACGGAGUGGGAGGGUUCGCAGAGGUUAAAGCUAGAAGGGAGCCUGAGGAAGAGAGAGCGAGACCGCGAGUGGAAAAGGGAGAGGGAGGGAGGGAAGGAGGGGAGCCGAGGAGGGGCGUGGCCGGCGUGGCAAGGGGAGGGCGCUGGGAGGAGGGGCUGCUCUCCUUUGCUAGCCUCGCUUCUCACGGCUCCCAGCUCUGGGGGCUUUGGCUUCUUUGCCGCGCUGGGUGUAUUUCGAUUAGAGGAGGAACGCGGAGCUGAGCUCCAACCCCGGAGCGGCUACAGGAUGACCGUGGCUCGUGGCGCCGGGGAUCUUCUCUGUCUUCUGAUCCUGCUAAGCUUCCAGACAGGUUAUCUUCAGCCCACUAGUAGCCCAGCUGAUUCUUCACCAUCCAUCAUUCCAGCCGUAUCACAAUUAAUAGUGAGUUCUGGAAGUGAGAUUAAGUUGUCAUGCUUUGAUCAUGGCUCGGUGAAGUGGACUUUUGAGAAUGCUCUUCAGUUUGAACUGAGCAGAAAUACAGAAACGUGGCUCACAACCAGUGCCAAUGCUCAUGAUACAGGCAAAUAUACGUGUACCAACAAAGAAGGCUUGAGCACUUCCAUUUAUGUCUUCGUUAAAGAUCCCCAAAAUCUCUUCCUUUUGGAUCCUCUUCUUUAUGGGAAAGAAGGCAGUGAUGCUUUUGUGAAAUGUUCUGUGACAGACCCAGAAGUAUCUAAUUUUACCUUGAAAUUAUGUAAUGGAAAGCCGCUUCCCAAGGACCUGACACUUAUUCCUGACAUCCAGAAAGGAAUCACCAUCAAAAAUGUGAAGAGAACUCACAACAAGAUCUGCUUCCAGUGUGCUGCCUACCUCGAUGGACAGUGGAGGCUGUCUGAAAGGGUGACCCUGAAAGUGAGGCCAGCUCCCCAAAGUGUACCUGAAGUCAGAUUGCCCAAAGUGAACUACCUUCUCCGGGAGGGGGAGACCUUUGAGGUCGUGUGCACGAUUAAAGAUGUGGCUAGUUCAGUGCAGUCCAUGUGGAUAAAGGACAAUAAUAAGAUUGACACCCAAACUCAAAGCUGGCAUUCUGGUGAUUAUAUUUAUGAACGCCAAGAAGUAUUGAAAAUCAAGUCGGCAAGAGUGAAUGAUUCCGGAAUCUUCAUGUGUUUUGCCAAUAAUACUUUUGGACCAGCAAACGUCACAGCCACCUUAGAAGUAGUAGAAAAAGGAUUCAUAAACAUUUUUCCCAUGAUGAAUACGACGAUAUUUAUAAAUGAUGGUGAAAACAUAGACUUAGUGGUCGAAUAUGAAGCAUUUCCUAAACCUGAGAAGCUUGAGUGGAUAUAUAUGAAUGAAACAGUAACUGACAAGUGGGAUGAUUAUACCAAACCUGAAAGUGAGAGCAAUAUCAGGUAUAUAAGUGAACUUCACCUUAACAGAUUAAAGGGAACCGAAGGAGGCCCUUAUAUCUUUUCAGUGUCUAAUUCGGACGUCAAUGCCUCUGUAACAUUUAAUGUUUAUGUAAAAACAAAGCCAGAGAUUCUUACUUCUGACAGACUCAUGAAUGGUCUGCUCCAGUGUGUGGCAGCAGGAUUUCCCAAACCUACAAUAGAUUGGUAUUUUUGUCCAGGAACUGAGCAGAGGUGUUCAACAUCUGUUCUGCCAGUGGAUGUGAAGAUAAAUUCAUCUAUGCUAUCACCCUUUGGAAAAAUAGUGAUUGAAAGCACCAUUGAUUCCAGUGCCUUUAAAAACAAUGGCACUGUUGAGUGUAAGGCUUCCAAUGAUGUUGGCAAGAGUUCAGCCUUUUUUAACUUUGCUAUUAAAGGUAACAUUAAAGAACAAAUCACCCCGCACACACUAUUCACACCUUUACUGAUUGGCUUUGUGAUAGCAGCGGGACUGAUGUGCAUCGUCGUAAUAAUUCUAACCUACAAGUAUUUUCAGAAACCCAUGUACGAAGUUCAGUGGAAAGUCGUGGAAGAGAUAAAUGGAAACAACUAUGUUUACAUAGACCCAACACAACUUCCUUAUGAUCAUAAAUGGGAGUUUCCCAGAAACAGGCUGAGUUUUGGCAAAACACUUGGUGCAGGAGCUUUUGGGAAAGUGGUUGAGGCUACUGCCUAUGGCUUGUUUAAAUCGGAUGCUGCAAUGACUGUCGCUGUGAAGAUGUUGAAACCAAGUGCCCAUUUAACGGAACGAGAAGCUCUAAUGUCUGAACUAAAGGUCCUGAGUUACCUCGGUAACCACAUGAAUAUAGUGAAUCUUCUUGGAGCAUGCACUAUUGGAGGACCCACAUUGGUCAUUACAGAAUAUUGUUGCUAUGGUGAUCUUUUGAAUUUUUUGAGAAGAAAGCGGGAUUCAUUUAUUUGCUCAAAGCAUGAAGAUCAUGCAGAAACAACGCUUUAUAAGAACCUUCUGCAGUCAAAGGACUCUUCAUGUGAUGGUGCUAAUGAAUAUAUGGACAUGAAACCAGGUGUUUCUUAUGUUGUCCCAACCAAAGCUGACAAGAGGAGAUCUGCAAGAAUAGGGUCAUACAUAGAGAGAGAUGUGACAACUGCCAUCAUGGAUGAUGAUGAACUGGCUUUGGACAUCGAAGACCUAUUGAGCUUUUCUUACCAGGUUGCAAAGGGCAUGAGUUUCCUUGCUUCUAAGAAUUGUAUUCAUAGAGACUUGGCAGCCAGAAAUAUUCUACUUACUCAUGGUCGAAUAACAAAAAUCUGUGAUUUUGGCCUGGCCAGAGACAUCAAGAAUGACUCUAAUUAUGUGGUCAAAGGAAAUGCCCGACUACCUGUGAAAUGGAUGGCACCUGAAAGUAUUUUCAACUGUGUUUACACUUUUGAAAGUGACGUCUGGUCCUAUGGCAUCUUUCUGUGGGAGCUCUUCUCUCUAGGAAGUAGUCCAUACCCUGGAAUGCCUGUUGAUUCCAAGUUCUACAAGAUGAUUAAAGAAGGCUUCCGAAUGCUCAGUCCGGAAUGCGCACCUCCUGAAAUGUAUGACAUCAUGAAGAGCUGCUGGAACGCGGAUCCUUUGCAGAGACCCACCUUCAAGCAAAUUGUACAACUCAUUGAGCAGCAGCUCUUGGAUAGUACUAACCAUGUUUACUCCAAUAUUACAACCAGCAGCCCCAACCAAGAGAGUCCUGUUGACCAUUCUGUGAGGAUCAAUUCCGUAGGCAGCAGCGCAUCAUCCACUCAACCUCUGCUUGUACAUGAAGAUGCCUGAAGUAGAUGGUGUCUGGCCUAGAGGAGUUUUGGCCUAUUCUGCUGGUUUCUGUGACUUUCUUUUGUUCAUCUACUUGCCAGCCACUCUAGCCCAGUGGGUGUGUUGUUAUAAUUCUGUCCCCUGUGAAUACACCAUCAUAGCUUGAAUGGACUCACUUAUCCCAGAUACAGGGGUGGAAGCUUUUCAUCUUCUCAGUAAGGAGUUAACUCGGGGAAAACCGAUAGAAGGCCUGACUCCUAGGAGAGGAACGUUGAAUGGCAUCCCCUUCUAGGUCUGGCCCACAAAGAAGGUUGCUACUUGAUUUUUAGUUUUAAUUUUCUUUGUUAGAUAAUAAAUAGACAUAUUUGAUCACGUUUGGCCUUUUUAGUCACAUUUGCAGUUGGGAUAUAAGAGUGGUGUCCCUCGUUGGAGGUGUCCCUCGUUGGAGGUGUCCCCCUUUCUCUGCUCCUCAGAGACAUCACAGCCCAUUGUUUCUGUUCAAAAUAUGUCAGGUUAUAUAAGAAGAGGAGACAGGAAAGGAGGGAGGGCAGGAAAACUAUACUAAAGUAAUUCUCCCUAACUCCUACUUGCUGGUACAGAAACGAGAUUUUUCAAGUUGGGGAAGUUCAUGGGCCCUGGGAUAAGCGGUUGCAAACUUCCCAUGUAAGACAAGAAGAAAGGCGUCCCAUGCACAUCAGAAGAUUUCUCUUGUGUCCUCAGAGCCUGUUUCAGUGGUGCCAGCUUAGACAAGGUGGAUCAACUGUGUGUGGGUCUGGCUAGCAUUUAUAUGGGUUCCUAAAGAUGUUGCCUGUAUAUAUUAGGGGGAGAAUUUCACACACUCACUUUCAUGUCCAACCCUGGAGCCCUCCCUAAGGGAUAGGGCUCUCUGUUAUAGAGUAGAAACCAUAUAAACAGUUAGUUGUCAUCUUUUUUUUUCUUUUUCUAAAAGGAAAAAAGCACAGUCCUAUGAGUCUCUUUUUAAAAACCUGUUGACUUGCUGUACAGAUUUCCCAUAAAUAGCCUGCGAAUCCUAGAAUGGCCUUGUAACUGAUGCAUUGGCCGCCAUUUGCAAUAUCUACUUUGCCCACCUCUAUUGCAUGAUGUCUGCGGGCAUGAGAAAGCGAGCUAUUUCAUAAGGAUCCUUAAUGUAGCAGGAAAACAAAUUUAGAUUCAGCCUCAUUUACAGGCAUGCCCUGGACCUCGGGCCAGUAUAUAUUAUAUAUAAAGAUGUAUGUGUGUAUGUGUAUGUAUAGAUAAUCUAUUUUGAGGAUAACCCAGCCCUGAGUCCAAGAUGGUACUCAGGUGUUUCCCCAAAGCAGCCUUUGCUUCCCUCCAAAGUACUGCCUUUGCUCUUGCUUCAUCCAUCUGUUCACAAUGGAUUACCCAAAGCAGGGAGAGAAGAGAACCUAAAGUACCCAUUUACAAUCCGCAUUCACUUGAGACGCCCUAUCAUUGAUAUACCCAACCUACCGUAGCAGUCUUGGAGGCCUUGGCCUCCUUUUCUGCUCUGGGUCCCACUGAACUGGUGAGAAUUGUAUUUACAUUUUACCAUUUCAUCUCUAGCAUGGUUAUUGGAUUUUUCUAUAGUGCCCAGUUCUAGAAACUCCAUACUUGUCCAGAUAAAAUAGCUAUUAAAUGAAUAUAUAACAGGUUUUAAGCGAGAAUUCCCAUUGGUCUCCAUUGUAUUCCUUCUCCUUCUCAGACCCCAUGCCUUUGAUUACACUUAUUGGCAGAUCUCUGGUCACUGAGAGGAAAAUAACCAUUUGCACUGGACUUGUCCAUGCUGUUUCUAAAAGCUGGCAAGUUCUUUGGGGGUGAUUGUUAUGCAGACAGAUAGUCUUGGACCUUAUUUUCAUCAUCAGAACCUUCCUAUAGCAUUGGCUUUUAUUAUAUUAGUUAUGGUAGAAAAAAACAGUUGCUUAUUGUAGAUAUCUAGGUACUUCAGGGACACUUCUUUGAAAGUUUUGUCUCGGAUAUCCACAAAAGGUUAUAUUUUUAUAAUUUUUUUUUAAUUUUUAAAUAAAAUGUUACUUUGCAGUGGCUGGAUGUUUAAAAUUGUUUUGUGGUGUUUUAUGUAAAUAUUGAGAUGUAGCAAUAAUGUCUUUUGAAUAUUCCCAAAUCCUUAAGUCCUUGAAAAUAUUUUUUUAUAUAUAUAUAAAAUACAGUAACUUUAUGUAUAAAUAUGUAAGUGGUGCAAGUUUAAAAGGAUAUUGUUCUAUGUUUUUGUUUUUGUUUUGUUUUGGUUAUGUUGCCCAAUUGUUGACAGUUCAGAAGAAUUCUAAUAAAAAUAUGUAAAUAUACAAA